UUUUAAUUGUGUUGAUGGUGUGCUAAGUGAUAGGGGAAGGGAGCGGUUAGAUGUCUUGUAAUUUAAUUUUAGCUGCUUUUGACAACAAUUAAUCGAGCCACAAAUGCCAAACCGCGCGAUUAACCUAAUGCCAACGAUUAAAUUUAGCAUACACUGCGUGAGAAUGGCCGGCGAGGCUUUGGAAAAUUUCAAGUCAAUUUCAAAACAGAAGCAUAGCUCAAAGUCUGCAAAUCCACAACAGAAACAGUGGAAUCAGACCAAGAACAUUGGCACCGAAAAGGACGUGCUGCGUCAUAUGUGUGAGCAUUGCGGUUAUAGAACUCGCAUACGCGGAAAUUUGAAAGUGCACAAACGUCGUCAUACUGGGGAGAAGCCCUUCCGCUGUAACCAAUGCGAUGCUUCCUUCGUGGCGCGAUACCAAUUGACCACACACAAUGAACGCCAUAUGGACGCACAUGAGCGGCGGAGUCGCUACAUGUGCAAGGAUUGCAAUGUAGGAUUUCUCAGUGCGCGAGCUCUUUAUCAUCACAAGCCGCUGCAUGCUGAAAAUAAGCAGUAUAAGUGUGCAUUGUGUGACAAGUCCUUUGCACAGGCAGCUGGUUAUGCGCAGCACAAACGUUGGCAUCGCCAGCGUUCUGAGCGAGCAACUGCCACAACCAACUUAAAAUUACCAGUUGCAAUCAAAACAAAUUAUUCAAAUUAGCGCGCUAACAUGUUUGCCAGCACUGGCGUUGUUUCGAUAAUAUUGUUAUUGUUAUCAAAAUUGUGCUAUCGAGACAUUGUUUUGGUAUUCGCCUGCCACUUAUAACUUGUUUAUAUUUAU
Messenger RNA from Drosophila montana, 823 nucleotides. Its product is annotated as zinc finger protein 32-like. Gene Ontology annotation, biological process: regulation of transcription by RNA polymerase II. Gene Ontology annotation, molecular function: DNA-binding transcription factor activity, RNA polymerase II-specific. The transcript has 2 exons. The record is from RefSeq and is a predicted model, not a curated record. Bases 104 to 703 code for a protein of 199 amino acids. NCBI's taxonomy places the organism in Eukaryota, Metazoa, Arthropoda, Insecta, Diptera, Drosophilidae. Gene Ontology annotation, cellular component: nucleus.